Messenger RNA from Cynocephalus volans (Philippine flying lemur), 2162 nucleotides. RefSeq lists its product as uncharacterized. Gene Ontology annotation, molecular function: RNA-DNA hybrid ribonuclease activity; nucleic acid binding. Bases 1 to 1995 code for a protein of 664 amino acids. The transcript has 4 exons. The record is from RefSeq and is a predicted model, not a curated record. NCBI's taxonomy places the organism in Eukaryota, Metazoa, Chordata, Mammalia, Dermoptera, Cynocephalidae.
AUGUCAUCACAACAAAUAUUUGUAGCUCCUAUGGGACUUUACUUCAGUGAGAUCCACUACCAGGUCUUCGAAGGGCGAUGUCUCAACUGGCUGGACUUCAGGGGUCGGCUGGGGUCCUUGCUUGGCAUUGUUUUGGAAAUAAGUGGGGCAUCGGCAGGUGACCGGGGCACACAGGGAAGCCAAGCUUGUGAUGAAAUAGUAGCAACUCAGAGUGGUCUCCAGGGCCAUUUCUCCCCAGUCUCCGUAGGGGCAUCUGGAGUGUUGGAACCUGUUGGGUGGAGUGGAGCCAUCUUCCUGCCAGCUCAAGACUUUCUGAACUCUCUGGCAACAAUGCCGGUGGGGCUGGCAGGACUGAAGCUGGGGGGCUGUCUGCAUCAAAAGGCUUUCGACCACAUAAAAGAAGCCUUGCUGUCUGCCCCCGCUUUGGCUCUCCCAGACCUCACCAAACCGUUUACUCUAUACGUAGAUGAAAGAGCCGGUGUGGCCCGAGGAGUGCUUACUCAGACCCUAGGACCAUGGCGACGGCCAGUAGCUUAUCUAUCAAAAAAACUGGAUCCAGUGGCCAGUGGGUGGCCAACCUGCCUAAAAGCGGUUGCUGCAGUGGCACUCCUCCUCAAAGACGCUGAUAAGUUAACCUUGGGGCAAAAUGUGACUGUGAUUGCUUCCCACAGCCUCGAAAGUAUCGUGCGGCAGCCCCCCAAUCGGUGGAUGACCAAUGCCAGAAUGACUCAUUACCAGAGUUUGCUGCUAAACGAAAGAAUAUCGUUCGCGCCCCCUGCUGUCCUGAACCCAGCUACCCUACUACCAGUCGAGUCAGAAUCCACUCCAGUACACCAGUGCUCAGAAAUCCUUGCUGAGGAAGCUGGGACUCGACGGGACCUGAAGGACCAGCCAUUGCCCGGAGUGCCUGCCUGGUAUACAGACGGUAGCAGCUUCAUUGCGGAAGGUAAAUGGAGAGCAGGGGCCGCCAUCGUAGACGGCAAACGGACGGUGUGGGCAAGCAGCCUGCCAGAAGGGACAUCAGCCCAGAAGGCCGAGCUAAUAGCCUUAACGCAGGCAUUACGCUUAGCCGAAGGGAAAAACAUCAACAUCUACACGGACAGCAGGUAUGCUUUUGCCACUGCUCACAUUCAUGGGGCAAUAUAUAAACAGAGGGGAUUGCUCACUUCUGCUGGAAAAGACAUUAAAAAUAAACAAGAAAUUCUGGCUCUGCUAGAGGCCAUUCACCUCCCUAAGCAGGUCGCCAUUAUCCACUGCCCGGGCCACCAGAGAGGGAAUAACCCUGUGGCGGCCGGGAACCGGAGGGCUGACGAGGCUGCAAAACAAGCCGCCCUGUCGGUCAAGGUGCUAACAAAAACUACAAAGCUUCAAGAGCCAAUCGAGCCUGCUCAAGCUAGGACCAAGCCAAGAGAGCUCACUCCUGACCAGGGAAAAGAAUUCAUUCAGCGGUUACAUCAGCUAACACACUUAGGACCAGAAAAGCUCCUUCAACUAACGAGCCGCACCAGCCUCUCCAUCCCGAAUCUCCGGUCCACCGUUCAAGAAGUCGCCAAUCGGUGUCCGGCUUGCGCCAUGACUAAUGCGGCUACCACCUACCGAGAGACCGGAAAAAGACAACGGGGAGAUCGACCCGGCGUAUACUGGGAAGUAGACUUUACAGAGGCUUUAGAAGUUGUAAAAACCCAGAUCUGGGACCAGAUCAAGGAGGUAUACGAGCCAGGUGCCGUGGCCAUCCCUCAUCCGUUCCAGGUCGGAGACCAAGUGCUUGUUAGGCGCCAUCGGACCGGCAGCCUUGAGCCUCGGUGGAAAGGCCCGUACCUGGUGCUACUGACCACACCAACAGCGGUAAAAGUAGACGGCAUUGCAGCCUGGGUACAUGCUUCUCACCUCAAGCCUGCGCCACCCUCCGUACCAGAUGAAUCCUGGGAGCUGGAGAGGACUGAUAAUCCUCUUAAGUUGCGCAUUCGGCGGCGGCGGAGCAAGCCUACCAAGUAAUAACCCUAACCAGCCCAACACCCUCACCUGGCAGGUACUGUCCCAAACUGGAAAGGUUGUCUGGUUCAAGACAGAAGUCCACCCCCUUUGGACUUGGUGGCCCUCCCUUACCCCUGAUAUAUGUGCCCUGGCGGCGGGUCUCGAGGCUUGGGAUAUUCCAGAAAUUG